Protopolystoma xenopodis is the source of this 495-nucleotide messenger RNA. The record is from the annotation of a GenBank genome assembly. Lineage: Eukaryota; Metazoa; Platyhelminthes; Monogenea; Polystomatidea; Polystomatidae.
AUGAAUGUCUUUGAGGAGCUGGCUACACAGAUAAAUCGGUCUAUUGGUUAUGAUAAAGACGCACUAAACAUCUAUUUAGGAGUUCUUCGUGAAGAGCUAGAGCGUGGAAUUGAACAGAGUCAGUUGCCGCAAGCAAUGUUUUUUACCCUUAUCCUACUUUAUGGCCUAAUGAUUUGUAUCGGAGCUAUUGGAAACGCCAUGGUAAUUGGUAUUGUAGUCGCUAGCCGAGUGAUGCGCAGCAGUCCAAGAAAUCUCUUCAUCCUUAAUCUUGCUGUCUCCGACCUGACACUAUGUCUAUUCACACAUCCGCUAAAUUUACUUAGACUCUUUGCUGCCUACCAGGAGUGGCGUCUUGGUUUGGUGCUGUGCAAGUUGACCUCCGUUUUUCAGGGGACAAACGUAUAUGUGUCCUCGAUGAGCAUUACUGCUGUUGCAUUAGACAGAUUUCAUGUAAGUCCUGAUUUCGGCUUCGAUUCAGCUUAUUAUCUGGUAUAA